UUAAAAGUUUCAUUCAUAGCGCAAUUGAGAAUUCAUUGACUAGUUCAAUAAUGAGUUUAAAUUUGGACUGGAUAAUUGAUUUGUUUGAAACAUAAUUAUUAAUUAGAGCCUUUAUUGUUGUGGAAGAAUUGGAUAUUGUUCGGAGUAAAACGCGAAGGCGAAGGCGGCAGUACGGCCGGACGGUGGUAUAGGCGUCCGCUAGGUGUUGGUGCCUACCCUUGACCGGAUGCCGGCGCGCUCAGCUCAGUCGCGGCGCGGCUCUGCUCGUAUCCUCGCGUCUCGCAGUUCGCAGCACCGCCUCUAUAUAGCGGCUCGCUCUCGCCCCCGACGCAUUCACACCCCACAGUGGAACACAGCCAUGCGCCUCCGCUCCUCUGGUGUAGCAUCGGACAUGCAAAUCAACUACCAGUACAGCCUAACAGUGUUUAGUUCGUUCGAAGGAGUUUUUAAGUAAUUGACUUCAGUGACAAAAGUGCAAGUGAUAAAUAUGAAGUCGAAAAACAAUUCGUGUGAGCCCCAGCCGGAGCUGCAGGAGUUGCUGCAGAAGCCGCACAGCCUGCCGCUGCUGGGAGACGGCAAGCGCGCAACAAUAAUCCCAAGUCAGGGAACAAAUAAAGAGAAAAGUCGGACUUUAUCGCCCGUGGAGGACGAUGGACCAGACGUCGUGUCCACAGUCAUUGGGAAGUACGGACGCUGGCAAUUGCUCAUGACAUUCCUAAUGUCGCUGUUCUCACUGCCCUGCACCUUUCACAUUUACUUGCCUACCUUUACUGCAAAGGCAACGAAAUUUUGGUGUCGGCAGCCGGCGAAUCUGUCGAGCUUACCAUUAGCGGACUGGAUAAAUUAUAGUCAACCUUUUGACAGCUGUCAAGUGCGGACGCUCACCGCAGAUGUGACAGUACAAAAUAUUCUGGACCACACUGGCCCAGUCUCAGAAAUCUUCACAAAAUGCACGGAGUGGGACUACGAUAGGUCCGAAGUUGGCAACACUAUUAUCUCGGAAUGGAACCUCGUGUGCGAUAAAGCUUACCUCACGAGUUUAGCUGAAGUUAUGUUCUUGGUCGGCGUUGGCGUCGGCGGCGUUAUAGGAGGAUGGAUUUCAGACAAGUUUGGCCGCAAGCGCGUUCUGAUGAGCAUGAUGAUAGCUCAAAGUGCUCUAGCCAUCCUCUCCCUGUUGGUGCGGUCCUUCAUACAGUACCUGACAGUGAGGCUCAUCAUGGGCUUCGUAUCGGUGUCAGUAGUCUAUGCCGCCUUUGUGCUCGCCGUAGAACUGGUCGGAGGGAAAUGGGUGACGAUUGCUGGAGUUUGCAACUUCUUCUGGUUGCCUCUGGCGUACCUCAUUGUGACCCUGCUGUCAAUGGCCAUGCCCAAUUGGAGAGACUUGCAAUUAAGCUUAUCUAUUCCCGGAUGCUUACUUAUCGCAUUGUGGUUUGUUCUACCAGAAUCUCCAAGAUGGUUGCUCAGCAUGGGAAAGACUCAGGAAGCUAAAGUGAUACUGCAGAAAGCGGCAAAGUUCAAUGGCCGCGAGUUCCCAGCUGAUAUCGACAAACUGCUCAUGCUGUGCAAAACUGACAACACAGACGAAGGACCAAGUGUCAUGAUGCUGUUCAAAGGAGCUCUACGUAAAAGAACAAUUUGCCUGUUCCUAGCAUGGUUCUCAAUGACGAUAGCAUACUACGGGCUAUUAUUGAACAUCGGAAACUUCAAUUUGGGAAAUUUACACGUGACGUCGAUCAUUCUAGCUGUUGUGGAAAUCCCAGCGAUAGCAAUAAGUAUCCCUAUACUUCUGAAGGCUGGAAGAAGGAUUCCGAUAUUCAUAAGCAUGUUAGCGUGUGGACUUGCUUGCGUUGCGAGCGAACUUUUCUCAAUAGCCUUUGACGACCAAUGGAUCAUGAUCGCUUGUUUGAUGAUCGGGAAGUUUUCUAUCGGCUCUACGAAUAUGAUGCUGCCGAUUUUCACUGUGGAACUGUAUCCGACGGUGGUGAGAAACCUUGGAGUCGGCGCCAGCCAAAUCGCGGCCGGCCUAGCGCUUAUUUGCAUACCGUACUUAUGGAAACUGACGAUGUUUAACGAUCACCUGCCAAUGGUGACGAUUGCAGCGCUGGCCGCUUUCGGCGGUGGUAUAGUUCUCCUACUUCCUGAUACUUCGCGCCCGCAAGGGAAGCCCGUAGCUGACAAUAAAAUGCCUCCAUUCGACAACAACUCCCCUUGCAACGGAACGUUCACAAUAACUGACGACAGAGGUCACUAGCGGCGCGGAUUGAAAAAUUGUUACGAAAGUGUGUAAAUAAAAACUUUGUGCUGUGUGCAAUGGACAGUGAAUAGUGAGAUUAUUUCGAAUUUAAUUUGCAAUUAAGUAGAUGUUCGAACGUGUAUUGAAUAUUAACAUAUCAUAGAAGAGUGAUUAGGUGCCCUACUUCUGCGUAGGUUGCAUGUGUUGUACAGUAAUAAGUCAAAACAGUAUCAUAAUAUUAAUGUCGUAGUUACCUAAUUGUAAUUAAGUAGCGUUACAACAUAAGAGUCUAUUUAAAGUAGCUGUAAUUCUUAAUUAAUUAACAGUAGGGCUCUGAGCAAUAUUUUAUUAUCUAAGUAUACAUGUUUAACUCAAAUGACUUCCCUAAACCAUCAAUUAAAUAGGUAAUAUGUGUCAAUUUGACGUUAGAGAUAGAACCCAAGGCUACAUAGUUUACUUAAGACGUAAAUAAGAACAUUAAUUUGUUACAAAAUAUAAAAAUUAUGUGGAUCAAAAGGUUUAAUCGAUAUAAAUGCAAUUUCAACACCUUUCGAUUUGUUCUAUACCAAUAUAUAGAAGUCAGAUUUUAAAAACACGCAAUGAGUUUCAAUGUCUGGCUGCUAUUUGGCAUUACAGCAGUUCAUUUAUUCAAAGAAGACUAAUAAAAAAGAAAGCAAGAUCAAACAAAUACUAAUUGCUUUUUCGUAACGCUGUGUUACCAUAUUAAAUCAUAAACUAAGGUGUUUUCCUUAGAUUUCUGUAUUCUCAUUCUCAAAUAAGCACACGUACAUUUUCCUUAACAAGGCAUUAGUUUAUUUAAUAGUAAUAAAGCAUUAAUUUUCUUUUCACAAAUAAAUUCUUGCUUCAGUGUUCACAUCUCUAUUUAAUAGCCUAUUAAAAUUAGCACUAAACCGUCUCUUCAUUUUCAAUUCAAUGCUUUAAUUACCAACGCCUUCAAACAAUAACUAAGUAAUUACGUAUUAAAGGCAUGUUUGUUAGACGAUGUGUUUGUUUACUAAUCAUUCUCACAUUAUUGCUUAAACGUAAACAAAACAUCACACAUUCUAAUUUACCGUUAUAAGGAUGGUAAUAAAAUGGUGGAGCCAUUAAAUCGUAGCUAUUUGAUUUAAUAGCUAUUAAAAUGAGUUACUGGGAAUAAAUGCAUCGAAAGAUUGGUACGAACAAAAAUACUGGAGCCAAGAGGUAAAAAUUGACAACAACCUUUUUUGUUUUCAUUUUCGGACUAAAACAUUUCUACCACCGCCUCUUAGCAACGAUCAAGUUAUUGGAAAGAGAUGCCACGCUAAGCUUUGUAGCGAGCUCUCUCGCUUCUUCUAUAUGCAAUAGACUUACGUAAUAAGGUAGAAAUAUCUCUCUUAGCAAGUGUUUUUAUUUUCAGCGUGUAAAUCUAACUCUCUUCAUUUGUACAUACAAAGAUCAUUUUGAAAAAUCUUUUAACUAAUUUUCGUACUCUGCUUAUUCAAUUCGAGCUAAACAAAAUUUACAUAAAAUUACAAAGCAGUCUACUUAAUAUACUAAAUGCAAGACGUCUUCAUUAAGUAGGUAAUUGUUUUAUAAACAUUCUGUUAUCAUCAUAUUUUGGUCUGUUUAUGUAAUUAUAAUUUCGGCAUCCGUUUUUAUUUCGUAAAUUAACGUUACAUAUUGUUAACACUCGCUACGAUACAAAUGUUGCUAGACUAAGUAUGUAACAUAUCCAUAAUUAUCAGUUUUAAAUAAAACUCCUUUUUGUCAAGUUUUGUUUAGGUAAGCCGUCUUCUAAUCCACUCUCACCUUCUUCAUUUCAAACUCUUACUCAACUUUCCACACAGUUAUUUUUACAAUAUCGGCUGGCAGCUAACGAUGAGUUUCAAAAGAUUCGAUCAAGAUCAAACUGCGAUGUCUUAAAGAACCGCAAAUUACGAAGACUUAUUAUUUUCAGUCUAAUAAACUUUUUAAUUUGUAUUAUGUAGCUAAAUUGUCACAACUAUCUCUGAUUGUCUAUUUAAUACAUUGUUUUGUUCUUGUACUAGAUAACAUUACGUGCGUGUACCGUUAUUGCAUGGUUAUGUAUAUUGUUAUUAGGGAAGUGUGUACCUGUAUUUCUUACCAAUUAGUUUAUUUAUUGCCUCUAUAAUAAGUAAGUAAUUUUAAUAUGCUAAGUUAUAAGUUUAUUAUAAGACAAUGACCUAUCGGUAGCUUCAUUCUGCUGUUUAAUGUAAAGUUACCAUCAGUAGACAUCAAUGUUUUCAUUAAUGUUUGGCUUCUGUACUUAUUUAUAAGCCACGCUAAAUACAGGCUUACAUUUGAACAAAACAAUUUUCGAAUAUCAAUCAAUGUAAAUUUAGUGAAAUAAUGGUGUAAUAAUUCUAAAAUAAACUAAUUAUUUUUAAUAGAUGCUCAUUUAUUGUA
This is a messenger RNA of Trichoplusia ni (cabbage looper), 4642 nucleotides long. Its product is annotated as organic cation transporter protein-like. Gene Ontology annotation, biological process: transmembrane transport. Bases 488 to 2251 code for a protein of 587 amino acids. The transcript is spliced from 7 exons. Gene Ontology annotation, molecular function: transmembrane transporter activity. The record is from RefSeq and is a predicted model, not a curated record. NCBI's taxonomy places the organism in Eukaryota, Metazoa, Arthropoda, Insecta, Lepidoptera, Noctuidae. Gene Ontology annotation, cellular component: membrane.